CUCUGAAGUGAAGCAGUUUCUCUUUCUCUUCUGUUGUGAACAGAGAUAUGAGCAUUUAAUAAACGUCAAUAAACCGAAAGAGCCGAUGUGAGCCAGAGGAGAAACAAACAGCUGAUGGCCAGCGCUGAGACUGAAGUAAGACGUGAACCUGUCUGCAGACUCUCAGAGGAGCCGAUAAUGAGUGAGAUGGACAUGCGGAUCCCUGUGGAGCCGGAGCUCAGUGAAUCUGAGUUCACCUGUCACUGCUGCUACCAGGUUCUGGUGGACCCCACCACACUCACCUGUGGACACAGCUUCUGCAGACACUGUCUGGCCAGCUGGUGGGCCUCCGCUCUGCCCAGGGUCCGCAAAGACUGCCCAGAAUGCCGAGCGGUGUGGGUGGGCUUUCCCAAAGUCAACAUCCUGCUCCGGGAUGCGGUGGAGAAGCUGUUUCCCGCUGACGUGAGCCGACGGAAGAAGGCCAUCCUGAGUGAUCCGCAGUUCUGUCGUGUUCUCCAGGCUUUCCAGCAGCAGGAGACGAGACAAGCCCCUCGUGCAGCUCCGCCACAGAACCCACCGCAGUUCAAUAUACUGAACCAACCACUGUUUAAUAUGUUGAACCAACCACCGUUUAAUAUGUUGAAUCCACCGGAGUUCAACAUCAGAGACUUUUGCUCUGGAAUCAGUAUAGUGCUGUGCUGCGUGGCUAUGCUGGUGUUAUUGUACCGUGUGUUCAGUACCGACUCCAGUCAUGAGGUGCUGCUCAGUAAACCGCUCAGCAGGUGGAGUGCUGAUGAUGUCACUCUGUGGGUGGAGCAUCUGAGCGUCUGGACCAAUCAGUAUAAAGAGACCUUCUGCAGAGAGAAGAUCAACGGCAGAUUACUGUUUGCUCUCAGUGAUGAAGAUCUGUCUGCGGCUCCGUUCAACAUCGAGAAUCAGUCUCACAGACAGAUCAUCCUGGAGGAGCUGCACAGACUCAAACAGCGCCGGGUCUCACUGAACCUCUGGCAGUACAAGGAUUUGAAUUUAGGGAAGACUCUGUUUCUGCUGUUGAGUUUGCGCAGAUUUCCCCGGCUGACGCUGCUCUAUGUGUUCCUGUUUGAUUAUGAGGACACGUUCCUGCCCUUCAUUCACACCAGCUGCCCUGCACAAACCACACAGGACAGCCUGAUGGACACGCCGCUGGAUUGGCCGGGCUGGCAUCAGUGGGCGGAGUUUCUGCUGAUGUACUUCCUGUUGCCCUAUCAGCUGCUGUCUGCGUUCGCCUGGCACUGGAUGAACGUUCAUUACUGGACAGCACGCCUCGUCAUGCUACACGCUGUGUUACUGUCCAUGCUGGAUGUGCAUUUCUUCUGGACGCUGUUGAAGAGAGGACAGAUGAGGACGCUCCCCAAGCGUGUUUGGCAGGAGGUGUUAAGAGUGAUAAUGGAGGAGUCUGUGUUUGUGCUGCUGUGGUCUCUGAUUCCUCUGUUCUUCUGUAACUUUAUAUUCUACUACAAUCUGUACAUCUACCCCUUCAACACUGCAGCGCUGGUCAAACGAACACUGCUGCAGACAGACACGCAGCAGCGGAGGAUCUGACACACACACACACACACUCACACACACACACACACACACACACACUCUCACACACACAUACACACACUCUCACACACACAUACACACACACACACACACACUCACUCACAAACACACACUCUCUCACACACUCACACAUACACUCACUCACUCACUCUCACACACACACUCUCUCACACACACACACACACACACACACACACACACACACUCUCA
Molecule: messenger RNA, 1776 nt
Organism: Onychostoma macrolepis
Lineage: Eukaryota; Metazoa; Chordata; Actinopteri; Cypriniformes; Cyprinidae
Product: bifunctional apoptosis regulator-like
Exons: 8
Coding region: 115-1560 (481 amino acids)
Biological process (GO): proteasome-mediated ubiquitin-dependent protein catabolic process
Cellular component (GO): nucleus
Molecular function (GO): ubiquitin protein ligase activity; protein binding; metal ion binding
Source: RefSeq, a predicted model, not a curated record